Beta vulgaris subsp. vulgaris (sugar beet) is the source of this 2366-nucleotide messenger RNA. Its product is annotated as vacuolar-sorting receptor 7. Gene Ontology annotation, molecular function: calcium ion binding. NCBI's taxonomy places the organism in Eukaryota, Viridiplantae, Streptophyta, Magnoliopsida, Caryophyllales, Amaranthaceae. The transcript has 12 exons. The coding region runs from base 205 to 2109 and encodes 634 amino acids. The record is from RefSeq and is a predicted model, not a curated record.
UAUAUACUUGUCCACCUGGAGGACCAGUUCUGCAACCACUUGUUUUAUACGUCAACUCCCAUAAAAAAACCAAUUAGAAAUCCCAACAAAACCACCUAACAUCCCAAACAAAAACUCAGUAUAGAAAAGGGGUUCAUUUCAAAUUUUUAUUUUCAUAAAGAAACACAAUCAAUAGGUGUCAAAAAAAAAAAAGAAAAACGAGGCAUGAAUCUAGUCCAUUUGAAGGGGAAGUUGUUAGUCAUAUUAUGGGUCAUAAUAGAAAUUGUGUGCUGUGUUAGUGGGAAGUUUGUGGUAGAGAAGAACAGCAUAACAGUUUUACAACCUUAUAGUUUAAAGUCAAAUCAUGAUGGUUCUAUAGCUAAUUUUGGAGUACCAGAGUAUGGAGGAUCAUUGGUGGGUUCUGUUAUGUAUCCUGAUCAUGGAGCUGAUGCUUGUAAGCCUUUUGAGGGUGAUAAGCCCUUCAAAUCUCACACCUCUCGACCCACUAUUCUCCUUGUUGAUCGUGGAGAAUGCUACUUUGCCCUGAAAGCAUGGAAUGCACAAGAAGCAGGAGCAGCAGCAGUUUUAGUGGCGGAUAGCGUAGAUGAGCCUUUAUUAACCAUGGACUCCCCUGAGGAAAGCAGUGAUGCAGAUGGAUUUAUCGACAAGAUACAAAUCCCUUCAGUUCUUGUAGAACGGGCCUUUGGUGACAGCUUGAAAGAAGCUUUAAAGAAAGGUAAUGAAGUUGUUGUAAAACUAGAUUGGUCUGAGUCAAUGCCCAACCCUGAUGGUAGGGUCGAGUACGAGCUGUGGACGAACAGCAAUGAUGAAUGUGGAGUUCGUUGCAACGAGCAAAUGGAUUUCAUAAAGAACUUUAAGGGUCAUGCUCAACUUCUUGAGAAGGGUGGUUAUACACAAUUUACACCUCACUACAUAACUUGGUUUUGUCCUGAGCCAUUCCUGCGCAGCAGCCAAUGCAAGUCGCAAUGUAUAAACCGAGGAAGGUAUUGUGCUCCGGACCCUGAGCAGGAUUUUGGGGAAGGAUAUGAAGGCAAGGAUGUCGUAUUCGAAAAUUUGAGGCAGCUUUGUGUUCAUAAAGUUGCAAAAACCGAGAAUAGAUCAUGGGUUUGGUGGGAUUAUGUUACUGAUUUCCAUAUUCGGUGUUCAAUGAAAGAAAAGAAAUACAGUAAAACUUGUGCUGAGGAUGUCUUGAAGUCUCUUCGUCUCCCUGUUGAUAAGAUUAAGAAGUGCAUGGGAGAUCCAGAAGCUGAUGUAGAGAAUGAAGUUUUGAAAAAUGAACAAGACAAGCAGAUUGGAAAAGGAUCGCGUGGUGAUGUUACUAUUUUGCCCACAUUGGUCAUCAAUGACGUGCAAUACAGAGGCAAGCUGGAGAGAACUGCAGUACUGACGGCUGUAUGUGCUGCCUUCAAGGAGACAACUGAUCCACCUAUUUGUUUGACUGGAGGCCUUGAGACUAACGAGUGUCUUGAAAACAAUGGUGGGUGUUGGGAGGACAAGAAAGCCAACAUCACAGCCUGCAAGGACACAUUUCGGGGAAGAGUUUGUCAAUGUCCUCUUGUGGCAGGUACUCAGUAUCAAGGAGAUGGUUAUACAUCCUGUAAAGCUCAUGGACCAGGAAGGUGCACCAUAAACAAUGGCGGUUGCUGGUCAGAAACAAGAAAUGAAAAGACUUUCUCAGCUUGUUCAGCAUCAGAGCUUUCUGGCUGCAAUUGCCCUGAUGGAUUCCGUGGAGAUGGCCAGAAGUGUGAUGAUAUCGACGAAUGUAAGGAAAGAACUGCUUGCCAGUGCCCUGGAUGCAGCUGCAAGAAUACAUGGGGCGGUUAUGAUUGCAAGUGCGGAGGGAAUCGCUUGUAUAUAAAGGACCAAGACACUUGUAUUGAAAGAAGCUCUUCGAAAUUCGGAUGGUCGCUAUCUCUCUUAGUCCUAGCUGUCUUGGUUGGUGCUGGCUCAGCUGGAUACAUCUUCUACAAAUACAGACUCCGGUCUUACAUGGACUCUGAGAUUAUGGCUAUCAUGUCCCAGUACAUGCCACUUGACAGCCAAUAUGCCAGAAAUGUUGAAGUCAAUAACUCUGAGGCUGAACCUCUACGGCAAGGAUCUUCUGUAUGAAGCUCGAAGUAACUAGUUUUGAUGUGUGAACCAUGUGUAUAGAGAUAGGUACCAUUGUACAAGAGCUUGUAUAUUUCGUUCAUACUGCAAACGGAAUCCAUCAUCCAUGCACACAGUGACACAACUAUGAGCUUUUACCAUCAAGUUCAAUGUACAUAGCUGUAAUAUAUGGAGGUGUAAUUGGACAUUUUCCUUUUUUUUUAAGGGAGGUGUAAUUUGGACAUUAAUGUAAUAAAUCUAUAUCUUUUUUCCUUACA